AUCCGUGGGCCAUGGGCUGGUCAAUCAGCCCUAUAAGUAGCUUUUAAACAAUCCUUGAUAGAUAUAACUGAACCGUCGAAAAUGGGAUUGCGUUUCGAGUUGAGCGACGAUCAGAUUGACAGAAUCCAUCAUGAGGAUCCACAUGUGUGUCGGCCGCCAAGUGUAACAAAAUCCCAAAAGCACGAUCUCUGCAUGCGCUGGCUAAAUGCCUCGUACAAUUCCUUCGACUCAUCAAAUUGUGCCCAACACCAUCUGAUGACCGAUCCUGAUAGAACUCACGAAGAUAUAAAAGCUGCGUUUACAGAGACCGCUACAAAGCCUGGCUCUGUGCUUCUGCAGAAGGAUCAUAAACUAGGGAUUAAGCACCCACAACUCGAACGCUACAUACCCAGAUUGGAGAAUCGUCUAACCACGCCCAAGCAUCUGGAAGCUGCGUUUAUAAAGCCCAUUAAGACCAAGGCAGACAAGAAAACAGAUGCAAUAAAGCCUGUCCCCAUGGUUUCCGAUAAUCGGAACACACAUGAACACAUGGAAGCUUCGCAAAUACAGCCCCCAAAGCUCAAGUCCCCAAAAAAAAAACCAACAAGUCCUUGCUCCUUGACUACGAAAAAUCAGAAUCUAGCUAUGAAGCACCCACAACUCGAACUUCAGAACACACAUGGGCAUGUACAGCCCCCUAAGCUCAAGUCACCAAAAAAAAAACCUACAAGUCCUUGCUCCUUGACUACGAAAAAUCAUAAUCUAGGGAUGAAGCACCCACAACUCGAACUUCAGAAGACACAUGGGCAUGUACAGCCCCCUAAGCUCAAGUCACCAAAAAAAAAACCAACAAGUCCUUGCUCCUUGACUACGAAAACUCAUAAUCUAGGGAUGAAGCACCCACAACUCGAACUUCAGAACACACAUGGGCAUAUACAGCCCCCUAAUCUGAAGUCACCCAAAAAAUAUCCAACAAGCAGUCCUUGUCGGUUGGCUACGAAAAAUCAGAAGCUGGGGAUGAAGCAGCCACAACUCGAAUGUCACAAACCCAUAUUGAAAGAACCUGCUACCACUCGAGAGCAUACGGAUCUGGCCAAGUUCAAGGUCAUCCAGAAAGCCAACCCUGACCCCAUCAAUUUGCAAAUGCAUCAUAAGCUAAAGCUGGAGCAUGAAGAGCUCGUACGUCAGAUAGACACCAUCAAGCUAAAUGUAACUGUACUCCAAAUAGAAACGAAUCACGUGGAGAAUAAGCUACGGCAUCUAGCCCAGGAAAGGGAACUCAAGGGAUCAUUCACUGACGAAACUAAAGCGAAUCUUUUCGCUGAAGCGACGAAGGCUCUCGAAGCGCAAACGGCUGGAACUUUUCCCACUCAGUUUCUAUCAGAAAUAUUCUCAACAGUCGCAGGCGAGGAGCAGCUGAAAGAUCAUUUCUCAAAUUUAGACCACGAGCUGCGGGCCAUAGUGGAGAAGCUUUGCGUGGACGUUUACCAACUGAAAAAGCCGACAGAGACAAAGACGGUCAACAGAAAGAUUGAAGCUCUGAAAGCGAAGCUGGCGAAAAAGUAUCAAAAGCAGAUCAAUAGAGAGGAGAAGAGCUACAAAAAGCGUGUUGCAGCAAUGAAGGAGAAGUGCUUCGAUAUGCUAGAGCAGUUCCUGAAAAUCAACAACCGCGACACCUACAGCAAAGCAUUUCUAAAGGAACUGAAAGCUUUAUACGAGCAGGACACUCGAAGUUUCUAAUUUACAUUAUAUUUCUUGUAUUAAACAUAUUUGUUUGCUGCACCAUA
Molecule: messenger RNA, 1766 nt
Organism: Drosophila persimilis
Lineage: Eukaryota; Metazoa; Arthropoda; Insecta; Diptera; Drosophilidae
Exons: 1
Coding region: 82-1719 (545 amino acids)
Source: RefSeq, a predicted model, not a curated record